UUUGACCCUUUUCUGUCCCCUGGGGAGGACCUCUUGCUUCGGUGUUCAAGGUGGAUUUAGACUUGAGAGCAGUGCAAAUUUAGAGGAGAAGGGUGAUCAUACGACCGUGAAUAGCAGUGCGUUAAUGGACUGAAAUUUGAAUUAUCUAUUCUAGAGUGCGGAAUGUAGAUAGUUAUGGAAUUUAUUAGGAUCUCACAGGAGUCGGGAAUAAUUUUCGCCCUGGAAGUGACACAAAGUGCCCAGCUCCAAUUUCUCCAUAGUGUCCAAAUUUUGCCAUUUUAUCUAUGAGUAAUGGUAGUUUCUGGACCCGUACCUAGGGAGAACUUGUCUCCUGCCCUAUGCGUUUGCUAUUUUUGGAAGAGAAGGGAAGGGGAGAAGAGGGAGGGGAAGGGGGGGGGGGUAAUCCGAAGACCCGAACGAUCCAACCCGAGCGUGGAGAGGACCUGUUCGGGCGCAGCCCGCCUCUACUGCGCAUGCUCCGUGCUCUCUCCCCUCGCGGCUCCAGCAGAGAAGGGACGGAGAGACGCGGAGUGAGGGGUGUGGCUGUAGGCUGUAGACAGUGAAGCGCAGCCCGGCUGCCGCGGCGGCUCGGCGGUCAGCGACCGUUCCUCUUGUGUGGAUUUACGCUGCUCACCAUUCAUCCCGCUUCCCUGGUCCAGGUCCCGAAUCGCCUCGCGCCGGUGAGGGCGUGAUGGCGCCACCCUCGGAGACCUCGGAGCAGCGCACCCCUCAAACGCGCAGGUGCCUGCGGUGCUUGAAACACGAGAAGGUGGUUUUCAGGAAGGGACACAACUGCCCUUUCCAAGACUGCAAAUGUGUCCAGUGUACGAUAUUGACAAGGAAGUACAACAAACGAAACCAGAAAAGCGAUUGCCGGGCCUCCGCUCGCCCUCAGCGCACUCUUCCCACUCUGGCUCCGGCUCCGGCUCCGGCUCCGGGUUCUGGCUCCAACACACCUACAAACACCACGAAUACCCCGGCAACAUCCUUCAUCUGCGUCCCAGUCCUCACACUGGACUCGGCCCCGGUAGGCCCCGGCGUUGGUGCUGCCAGCGGUCCAGUGGCGGCCCCGUGCCUCGAGUUCCUGGUGACAGUACCCGCUGACCACAAGAGUAAGCAGAUAAAACAGCGGAUGGCACCAAGGCAGACGGCCGCUUUAAAUUUGGUGGCGGGUGCCGAGGACACGACCGCGUCGAGUCGAGGUGCGUGCCGGUUGUGUCGAGCCCACGGAGAGCCCAAGUACCACCGUCAGUCCGACGACUGCCCUCACGCCAAGUGCACCUGCUCUGCGCGCUGCAGGUCGUUGCUGGCCAAACGGAAGUGGCUGGCGGCCUUGAAACAACAGGGGCAGGAACAGCCGGGCAGGGAAGUGCCCGAGCAGACAGCCCCGUUGGCGGAGGUAGCCGGCGUCCAGCCUGCCACCUCGAGCUCGGCGGCCCCGGGAGGCGAGGGGCAGAGCAGGCAGAGGCUGCCAACUGGACCCGUCGGUCUCGCUGGCGACGAGUCAAUCAGGAUCGAGUCUGAAGACCGCACACCUACACGUCGGCUCUCCGUGGUGGUCACCAACGAAGCCACGGCGCGACGGCUGCAGUCACCGCCCCGUCGCCCGUCGGUCGAGGUAGUCGAACUCGAAGAGCCACCGCCGCGCCCGCCCUCUGUGGAAGUCAUUGAGGCGCCGCCAGCAGUGCCGCCACCCUUGGUCGUGUUGGACGAGCCGGACGAGCCGGACGAGCCGGACGCGGAGCUUCGUUGCCCGACCUACCCCACCUGUCAGUCGGUGUUCGACUCUGAGGAGGAGCUCCAAGACCACGUGGACUCGGUGCACAUGCAGCUGGUACCGCUGCGGACUUUAAAAAAACUGUUUCAAAUGAUGCAUCUGGCCGGUCAGUCUAUCGAAGAACUAGCGGAUCAGUUCGAGGAACACAGUUCUGGAACAUCCGUAUAGAGUCUUUAAACUGCAAGUUGUGAAUUUUUACCCAUAUUCUGUGAUGUCAAGAACCUUUUUGUUUUAAUGAUCUAGUCAAUGAAGACAAAGAAUGCUGAUUCUGCGAUCAAAGUAAUAUAUAUUAUUUUCUUUAUUUAAUUAUAGAAGGAAAUGUUUCAUGAA
Molecule: messenger RNA, 2107 nt
Organism: Frankliniella occidentalis (western flower thrips)
Lineage: Eukaryota; Metazoa; Arthropoda; Insecta; Thysanoptera; Thripidae
Exons: 5
Coding region: 692-1945 (417 amino acids)
Biological process (GO): regulation of DNA-templated transcription
Molecular function (GO): sequence-specific DNA binding
Source: RefSeq, a predicted model, not a curated record